UCACCAACUCCGCCUCCUCUCCUUCGCGCCAUUCGCCUAGGAAUAGCAGAGCAACCUCGAUCCAGCCGGCGCCGGGCGUCAAUGGCCAAAUGCGGCAAGAUCCAGAGCAUCGUGCGCCUCCAGCAGACGCUGCGGCGGUGGCGGACCCGCGCCACGGCGCGCGCCGUCUCCGUUCCGGUUCCGCCGGGGCACGUGGCGGUGUGCGUGGGCGACGCGUCGCGGCGGUUCGUGGUGCGCGCGGCGCACCUGAACCACCCGGUCUUCCGGGAGCUGCUGAGGCAGGCGGCGGAGGAGUACGGCUUCCCGUCAUCGCCAGGACCUGUCGCGCUCCCCUGCUGCGACGAGGACCGCUUCCUCGACGUCCUCCGCCGCGUCGCCUCCGACGAGGAGCGCCUCCUGGUCCGCGCCGGACGCUCGCUCUGCUGCCGCGUGCCGCCCGUGGCCACCACCCGCGACGUCGCCGCCCGGCCGCUGCUGCAGGGGAUGGCCGUGGAGAAGCUUGUAUGGUGAAGUGGUGAUCGACCGAACACCAAAGCUGCGUGCAAGGUAGCCGUGGAGGUUUGAUUCCGGUGCCGCCGGCCGCGCGCGGUUCUCCCUGGCGCGGAAAAUGUGGAAGCAUCUAGCCGCUCCCACUGCGGCCGAGCAGACCUGCCGUGCCAGACCGCGAGAAGAGCAAGCAGCGCCGAAACAUCGAAGUCAUCGGCGUGCUGGAGUGUCCGGCGCAAUAUAUGGCGACGCCCCCAACCAUGAAUCCGCGCGAAGCGCAACUGAUGCACACAGGCGGGCGCGGGCGCGCGGCUAGCUCUAGCAGUCUAGCUUUAGCUUUGUACUGCUUGAUUGCGGGUAGAAGAGUGUAGCAAUUGAUUCAAGUAGAUGUUGAUUCUUGAAUCGUUAUUGGUAGCAGUCCAAGCCGGGGAUGAAGGAUUCUUCCCUGUUGUACAUUCACUUGGCCGUCAUUUGUCAUGUGGUCAUGAUGUUGAUUUUUUUUUUUUUUUGCGAAACAGUGGUCAUCAUGUUGAUAUGGCCAACUUAAUUGUAUUGUUCUUGAUGAUUGUCAUUAGCCUUUGCACUUCUAUAUUGCGCAUGGCAUGCCUUUCUUGAGGAUUUUUGUUUUUACAAGGGUGUAAAUGAUUCUCAUUAAGAUUUGUCAAAACCAUGUUAGUACAUUAGAAUUUUCUAUGUAUCGGGGAAUUGG
This is a messenger RNA of Lolium perenne, 1195 nucleotides long. RefSeq names its product auxin-induced protein 10A5. Lineage: Eukaryota; Viridiplantae; Streptophyta; Magnoliopsida; Poales; Poaceae. The record is from RefSeq and is a predicted model, not a curated record. Gene Ontology annotation, biological process: response to auxin.